This is a messenger RNA of Arabidopsis arenosa, 664 nucleotides long. Lineage: Eukaryota; Viridiplantae; Streptophyta; Magnoliopsida; Brassicales; Brassicaceae. The record is from the annotation of a GenBank genome assembly.
AGUUUGUUCUCUAUUUUCAGGUUUUGGAUCUACAUUACAUCAAAGGUUAUCAAUGGAAAACAAUCUAGGAAGCACGACCACUGCUAAGGAGUUUCCCAAGCGCCUUUUCGGACAUGGUAAAGAGCCUGAAGUUGAGAAAAUUAACAACAAAAGGAACGUGGAAAUGUUUGUAUACAUCAUCCCAAGGAUUGUGAAAGACGUGCACGGGAAGGUAUAUGGAAAAGUCCCUCUAUUGACACAAUAUGAGAUAAUAAACGUCAAGGUGCCUAAAUAUCUGAACACUUCUAUGUGUGACUGCGGAGUGUAUGCGUUGAAACACAUUGAGUGUCAUAUGCUUAAUCUAAGCAUGGAUUUGAUAAACGAUGGGAACAUCAAAGAGGCGCGCAUGAAGAUUGUUGUAGACCUUUGGGAGGCUGCUCAUGAUCCUAUCUUAAUUGAGCGAAUGAAGAACUAUAAACCUCCACAUCAAUCGUCGGAUAUCCUUGAAAUUGAUUGAGAUUAAUUAGCAUUAUGGUUUUUUUUUAUCGUGCAAACAGAUUAUGUACUAGUCUUUGUGCUUAUCUGUUUUAUACGUGUUCUACUCAUGUAUAAUUUGAUCCAUUACAAACUUGAUUAUGAACACAACCAUUAGAGACGAACUCAGUAACAAAAAAUGAUCAUAAGU